ACUCCGCGACCGCUGGCAGCCUAUGACAUCAGCCAGGAACGCCUAGGAUGCCGCUGCUCCUGGUCACCCUCGGAGGAGGAGGGUCCGGCCUGCUGGGAGUUAAUUAGCCCUGCUCUGUGAGGGGGGAGGCUUCAGUUUUCUGGGAACACUGGCGGCCACUGUCCGUCCUCCUGCCCGGGGGAGCUCCCAGAGAGUUGGAUGAAUUUUGGGUUGUUAAGCUGCUGUCCGCUGGGCUCCAGGGAGCCGGUUCCUGGUGGAAAGCAGGGGGCAUCUGGCCAACGACCAGCGGCUGAGACUCACCAUGACACUCCUGGGGUCUGAGCACUCUUUGCUGAUCAGAAGCAAGUUCCGAUCAGUUUUACAGUUACGACUUCAACAGAGAAGGACCCAGGAGCAGCUGGCUAACCAAGGCAUAAUACCAUCACUGAAAAGCCCAACUGAAUUCCAUGAACAAAGAAAAAAUUUGGAUAGUGACAAGACUGAAGAUUCCCUGAAGCACAAGGGCAGAAACAGGUUCGACCGUGCCAGCUUGGCUAAUAUGCACAUACUCCAAGCCUCCACUGCAGAGAGAUCCAUCCCAACUGCUCAGAUGAAGCUGAAAAGAGCCCGCCUCGCAGAUGACCUCAAUGAGAAGAUUGCUCUUCGACCAGGGCCUUUGGAGCUGGUGGAGAAGAACAUUCUCCCUGUGGAUUCUGCAGUGAAAGAAGCCAUAAAAGGUACCCAGGUGAGUUUCUCCAAAGCAACAGAUGCAUUCGCCUUUGAAGAGGACAGCAGCAGUGAUGGGCUUUCCCCAGAUCAGACUCGAAAUGAAGACCCCCAGGGCUCUGCAGGAUCCCCAUCAGAUGCUAAAACCACUGAGGUUCCUUUGGCUGGCCCUCUGGGGACAAUCCAGGAUCUUGCUCCUGGCUCAGAAAAUGACAAGAAUGACACUGCUUCCCAGCCAAGCAACCAGCCAGACUCCAGGAAGCAGGGGCUCAGCGCCCUCAGCACCCCCAUCCCUGUGCACACUGCUGUAAAGUCCAAGUCUUUGGGUGACAGUAAGAACCGUCACAAAAAGCCCAAGGACCCCAAGCCAAAGGUGAAGAAGCUCAAGUAUCACCAGUAUAUCCCCCCAGACCAGAAGGCAGAGAAGUCUCCUCCACCCAUGGACUCAGCCUACGCCCGGCUGCUCCAGCAGCAGCAACUGUUCCUGCAGCUGCAGAUCCUUAGCCAGCAGCAGCAGCAGCAACAGCAGCAGCAGCAGCAGCAACAGCAGCAGCAGCAGCAGCAGCAACAACAACAGCAACACAGGUUCAGCUAUCCUGGGAUGCACCAAGCACAGCUCAAAGAACCAAAUGAACAGAUGGUGAGAAAUCCGAACUCCUCUUCAGCAGCACUGAGCAAUACCCCUCUGUCCCCUGUCAAAAAUAGCUUUUCUGGACAAACUGGUGUUUCUUCACUCAAGCCAGGCCCACUUCCAUCUAACCUGGAUGAUCUCAAGGUGUCUGAGUUAAGACAACAGCUUCGAAUAAGAGGCUUGCCAGUGUCGGGCACCAAGACGGCUCUGGUGGACCGGCUUAGACCCUUCCAGGAUUGUGCUGGCAACCCGGUGCCCAACUUUGGGGACAUCACGACAGUCACUUUUCCUGUCACACCCAACACGCUGCCCAGUUACCAGUCCUCCCCGUCGGGCUUCUACCACUUCGGCAGCACGAGCUCCAGCCCUCCGAUCUCCCCCGCCUCGUCUGACCUCUCGGCCGCGGGGUCCCUGCCGGACGCCUUCACCGAUGCAUCGCCCAGCUUUGGCCUGCACACAUCCCCUGUGCCCGCCUGCACCGACGAGAGCCUCCUGAGCAGCCUGAACGGGGGUUCGGGACCCUCGGAGCCUGACGGGCUGGACUCGGAGAAGGACAAGAUGCUCGUGGAGAAGCAGAAGGUCAUCAACGAGCUCACUUGGAAGCUGAGGCAGGAGCAGCGGCAGGUGGAGGAGCUGAGGAUGCAGCUGCAGAAGCAGAAGAGCGGCUGCGCAGACCAGAAGCCGCUGCCCUUCUUGACCGCCCCCAUCAAGCAGGAAGAUGCCUGCUCCAGCUGUCCCUUCGCAGCGCAGCAGGCAUCUGGAAAAGCACAGGGCCACUGCCCCGACAGUCCCCCACCAACAGCCUGUGAGGCCGCUCAGCUGCUGCCCCUGGGAAACGCUCACUGUGCGGAGUCCUCAGGUCAACCCCAUGUACUCUCGUCCACGUUUCUCAGCCCCCAGUGUUCCCCUCAGCAUUCGCCCCUCGGGGCCCUGAAGAGCCCGCAGCACAUCAGCCUGCCUCCAUCACCCAACAACCAUUAUUUCCUGCCCUCCUCUGGGGCACAGGGAGAGGGACAUGGGGUCACCUCACCCAGCAGUAGCCAAGGAUGUGCACAGAACUCAGGAGCACAUGAAGGCUGUCCUCCCACCUUCUCUCCCCCAUCUUCCAGUCUCCACCAGCCUUUCUCCGGAGCCCAAGCAGACAGCAGUCGUGGUGCUGGGGGCAACCCUUGUCCCAAAAGCCCAGGUAUUCAUUCAAAAAUAACUGGUUUACAAUCUUCUGAUAAGGUGGGGCCAAAGUUUUCGAUUCCAUCUCCAACUUUUUCUAAGUCAAAUUCAACAGCUCCAGAGAUAACCCAGCCCCCAUCCUAUGAAGAUGCAGUGAAACAGCAAAUGACUCGUAGUCAGCAGAUGGAUGAACUCCUGGAUGUCCUCAUCGAAAGUGGAGAAAUGCCGGCUGAUGCCAGAGAGGAUCAUUCAUGUCUUCAAAAAGUGCCAAAGAUACCGGGGUCUUCCCGCAGUCCUACCACCGUCCUCCCCAAGCCCUCAGCUUCCUUUGAACAGGCGUCUUCAGGAGGCCAAUUGUCCUUUGAUCACUAUGCCACCACCGACAAUGAUGAACACCUGGAAGUCUUAUUGAAUUCCCACAGCCCCAUAGGAAAGGUGAGUGAUGUCGCCCUACUCAAAAUCGGAAGUGAGGAGCCUCCUUUUGAUGGAAUCAUGGAUGGCUUUCCAGGGAAGGCUUCAGAAGACCUCUUCAGCACUCAUGAGCUCUUGCCCGGGCCUCUCUCCCCAAUGCACACACAGUUGUCACCCUCUUCAGUGGACAGCAAUGGGCUGCAGCUGAGCUUCACAGAAUCUCCUUGGGAAACGAUGGAAUGGCUGGACCUCACUCCACCUAGUUCCAUGCCUGGCUUCAGCAACCUCACCACCAGUGGCCCAAGCAUCUUCAACAUUGAUUUCCUGGAUGUCACAGAUCUCAAUUUGAAUUCCCCUAUGGACCUCCAUUUACAGCAGUGGUAAACACCUGAGGUACAAGUGCUAAGGAAGCUCAAUCCAAAGUCCAUGAGGAAAGCACAUAACCGGAACUACUCCUGUGAUCCAAAACGUGAAGAAAACAUGGAAAAGGAAAAACUACAGCCAGCAAUGGAGGUUUCUGUGACAACCGGCUAGCACAAACAGGAGUCAGUCAUUCAAAUUUGUAUCAUGUCAUUUUUACCAGCACUCAGAGACUGUUGAUAAUUUUAGUAAUGCAUUCAAAAAUGUGCUUUCUCAGAUUAAGAAUGCCAAACAUUUCUUUCACUGUCUUUUCUCUUAUCAACAUUUUUCUAGCCCGUAGCUUUUCUCAGGCAUUGUUGGGAUGAAAGUUCACACUAAAAGCUUUUGUCCUGAAUUUACAAAGCAUACUGUGGAAGAAAAACAAAGCCUUUCGGGGGGAGUAGAGGGAAGCCCCAGUCCCUCAGAGGCUCUGGAAGCCAUUCCAGUGGAGACAACUUUGUGUGUCCCCAUUAUCUGUCUAUCAAAAGAGCAACCAGAUCCUAUUUUAGCUUACAGGGUCCUUAAGGCAGAAUUGAGGGACAGAACCAAUCCAUUCCCAGGAAAACAAAAUCAGUUCAAUGUCCCUCAGCUCCAAGCUGCCUCACUGGACUGUUGAUCACUGAUAAUAACUAGCUCUGUCCAGAGAAUCUACUCAGAAUAUGUUUCUUUUCAACCCAUAGCCCAAUCGUUCCCACCAUCUCUGUGCUGAUCAGUGAUGUAUAACAGGUGAGAAACUUGAAGGGAGAAAACUUCAUACCACGGACAGAUAUUUCUGAGGUCCUCCAAUAUAGUUAGUUCCCUCUAGUUCCAAAGGCUAGAGAGAAGCAAUCAGAAAAGUAACUGUAGAUGCAGAAGGCCCUCUUUGAACAAGUUAGGACUAGAAAACAAGGUCUUUUCACAUUCCUGGAAAGAAACACCAUGGAUUGCUAUUACAGGACUAUACAGGUUCAAAUCUUGGUUUUUCAUUUUCUUAUUAUGGACAGAGGAGAUCCUCAGUUUAUCUUCUUCCUACUCCAUUUUUCUUGCACGAUAUCAAUCUUUUAUGGCUCUCCUCUUUUGAUGAUCUCUCUAUCUCUAAUUCUCUCUCUCUCUUCUUCUCUCCCUCCCCCUUCCCUCCCCCCCGUUCUCUUUUUCCCCACCAUUGGGAGAGGAGAAGCCUAUGCUUAAUAAAGUCAUUCCCUUGCGGAACUCAUUCUUCAGAUGCACAAUUGACUGCAAAGGGAAUUCACAGGAAUUUCCUUAGAAAGAAACUGGGGCCGUGGCCCAUUGGUCACAAAACUUGUUCUACUUUUGGGCAAUCUUUGAUUUGUGUUGCUCUGGGGAAAUUAGAAAUCAUUAUAUAGUGAAGAUAUAUAUGGGUGACGUCUACAGUAGAGUGUCUUUCAGUCUGGUUUCUAAAGGAAAGCACAAUUGCACAUUGAAAUGAUGGAAGGGUGAAGGACUUUGGUCUGAUGGGCUCCUCCAUAUCCUGCUUGGGCAGGGAACUGGAGAAAAGGGAAAGCAACCGGGAUUGCAGGAGUCUCUCUGAGACUCACUAUGGCUCUAGUUCACCGUUUUAUAAUGUUGCAUGCUGUAGAAAGUAGCUAUUGCUGUUUUGUUUUGUUUUAAUUUAAGUCACUGAAGCACUGUUUUCUUUUGUAAAAAAAAAUGUUCACUGUGCACUUAUAGAAAAAUAAUCAAAAUGUGAUUUUGUUUAGAAGUCGUCUUUCUGAUGAACCAAAGAUUUAGAAGUCAUUCCAUCGUUAACUUGUAUAAACAUGUUUGAACACUGAGUGUUUUUGGUGACUAUUACUCUGAAUGCUGCCAAAUCUUAUUUUAGGGAAGGAAAUACAGACACAUACAUACCUAUAGCUCUGUACAUGUGUGUAUGGUAUAUGUAUAUAUACACACAUGCAUAUAUGUAUACAAACACACAUAUGUGUGUGCAUGUAUCUUACAAAGCAGUGUUCAGAGUUUUUCACCAAAAGCCUUGAACCCUCAGUCUGCUGUGAAUGAUACUUCGUGUUUCUCACUACAGUCCCUGAUUAAUCAACCAGACUACACAUUGCCUCUCUGUGUAUGACUAAAGGUUCCAGCCCAAUGACUCACAGCCACUUGCUUACCGUGAACAAGCUCCUCCUGGCAAUGACUACGAUGUGAGAGGACAGGGCCAUCAUUGGUGGCUGCCAAGGCUAGUGUCAUCUCUUACAGGAGAGCGUAAAGGGAGCUUGGAAAUUAUUCUUACAUUCCUUGAUCUCAUUGUGCUUGAAAAGGUCCUCAUGGUAAAGUUUUAAUUUUGUUCGUAUGUCUGUCAUCAGAACCAAAAAUCUCGAGGGAGAGCUUAGCAUGAAGAUGAAGCUGUGGGGAGAAGCCUUACUGCCACAUUCCAAACAUGGUUAGUCCUCACAUGCUUCUGUUUUAUCUGAGUCUUGAGGAAGCUUGCUGCUCUGUACACACUUCAGGUAUACUGUUUGUAAGUCAUCCUUGUUUCCUUUGGAAAACAAACUCCCACAGCAUCCUGCCUCGGAGACCAGGAGUAAUAAUGAUUUUUCCCUUUAGGAAUUCCUGUCGGAGGGAUUAGACCUGGUAAGGAGGUCUCUGUCCUUAGCUAGACUAUGGGAAUUAUUUUUUCUAUUACCCGAGACUGAUACAUACAACCUCACAGUAGGCAAAAGGUAAAAUGGCUCUGAUUUGUGGCUACAAGUUAACAUAGCUAGAACAGGUCGCUGGAUACUAGACUUCAGCCUGCUCUCACAGUCCCCCUAGAUGAUAUUUACCCUGUCAUCAUAGCACAGAUAGGAUACUGGAGACAAAUGGGAGAGAAUUGAUGAAGAUGGAUCAGGUCACUCAUGUUCAUUCAGCUGUCUCCUUUUGGGGGCUUUUAAUUUCCAUUUUUUAAAACAACUGUGUCCUCUUGUAGUGACAACAUGAGCUCAGCUAAGAAGUGUGCCAUGCUUGGGUUUCUCAGCAUUUUUGGAGCCUUAGAUGGCCAUCUGGUUAAGGACUGCUUCCCCAAGGCCCAAUAGUAAUGAAAACAUUGGCAGUCAUUCCCACUCUGGCUACAGAACCAAGAUCCCUCCAGAUCCAGAGUCAGAAAAUCCGCUCCUGCAAGCACCAUCAGUAAGCCAGUGCUGGGUGGAUAUGUGCCUGCUCCUAACAAUGCUAUAGACACAAUACACACAGAAAGAGUGGGGGAGAGAGAAAGAGGAGGGAG
This is a messenger RNA of Nannospalax galili (Upper Galilee mountains blind mole rat), 6506 nucleotides long. RefSeq names its product myocardin (gene Myocd). The coding region runs from base 302 to 3298 and encodes 998 amino acids. The record is from RefSeq and is a predicted model, not a curated record. The transcript has 14 exons. Gene Ontology annotation, biological process: cardiac muscle cell differentiation; smooth muscle cell differentiation. Lineage: Eukaryota; Metazoa; Chordata; Mammalia; Rodentia; Spalacidae.